Gadus macrocephalus (Pacific cod) is the source of this 1418-nucleotide messenger RNA. RefSeq names its product UAP56-interacting factor-like. Gene Ontology annotation, biological process: mRNA export from nucleus. The record is from RefSeq and is a predicted model, not a curated record. The transcript is spliced from 9 exons. Bases 80 to 1042 code for a protein of 320 amino acids. NCBI's taxonomy places the organism in Eukaryota, Metazoa, Chordata, Actinopteri, Gadiformes, Gadidae. Gene Ontology annotation, molecular function: mRNA binding.
CACAUAGCACACAGAGAAGACGACCGAGGUACAACGCAAACUACUUUAUCCUUUUACAUUUUGAACUCAUCGUUUCAAUAUGAGUCAAAGUGGGUUUGCGGCAGGACGGUCAGCCCCCGAUAAGGUGGACAUGUCAUUAGAUGACAUUAUUCGGCUGAAUAGACAAGAGCAGCAGUCCAGAAGAAAGAAGCCCGUAAGGAAGGCUGGUCUGGUCCAGGGGAAACCCGGCUCUGUGAGGAACUCGGCACCAGUCCAACGAGGAGGUGGUGUGUUACGAGGAGGUGUGUCGAAGUUAAGAAGAAAAAUGAUCCUUCCCCAAAUGACUCGAAAACGGGGUCAGGGUGUUAUCACUGGGCUGGCAUCCAGGAGACCCACUUCAUUACAAAGAGGGUUCAACCUGACCAAUAGAACAACAUACAAACAGAGAACAGGCCAGCGGGCGGGACAGAGGUUUGGACGGGGGAUGGGACAGAGGGCCGGGCCUGUUGUUCAGCGGCCUGAAGUCCAGUACCAGGGGCCCGGGCCCCAGACGGGGCCGUACAGGGGGGGGCUGGCGGACCAGCAGGGGUGCCACAUGUCAGCCGCUACUGGCAGGAGACCCUUUCAGCUUCGGAGACCCCUGCCUCCUGCCCAUCAGGCCCAGAGAGACACUCGCCAGGCCACAUUUCUAUCCCUUCGCGGACUGAAGGUCCACACCCAAGUACGGAGGCAGAGUCCUCACACCGCACCAGUAAGAACUCGUCAGGGGCACAACUCUACCAAAAGCAACGGCCUCCUGACUGUAUCAAUUGACAACCCUACUGCCAGAACACAACCCGAGCCUCCGACGGUCUGGUCCCUGCACCCACAGCCCCCCCCACCAGCUGUUAAGAUGGAGCCAGAGGAGAAGAAGACGCCUAAAGGAGUGCCUCUUCAGUUUGACAUCAACACUGUCGCUAAACCACAGACAGCGAUGACUUUGAACGAGAGAUUCCGCAUCCUGAAGGAUCAACGUACCACCACACAACACAAUAAAGGCAGCAGAUUUGUUUCUGUGAGUUAGUUUGCCUUGUCCUCACCCACUCACUAAACCCUGUUGGCCAGGGAGGUUAAAGCUGCAGUCAGGAUUUGAGCCUAACUCACUGAAAAUAGUGUGACGCAAAGCAUGCUGGACUUUGGGGACACACUCCUGUGGAAAAGGCUCCUGGAGUAUGAAGGCACAGAAUACUCUGAAAGCCUCCCAGAUAGGCAUCAUGGAAGAAAGUUUCUUUUUAAUGUACAAUUCAUAUCCAUAUUUUAUGCCGUUUGACUUGGAUUGUCAAGAUACUGUGCUGGGGUGGAAUUUUUUAUCUUUUGGGUCAAGUUUUAUUCUAGAUUGUUGGAAUCAAUUUUGAAAUGUUUUGUAUCUUUUGCUCAAAUAAAUGUCACUUUCAUUUGUA